AUGGCAUACAUAGGACGUCCAUUGGCCCUGCGGCGUUAUGUCUGCGCCGCAUGCGCAGAGCCAUGGGAAUGGGCAAGAAUCGGUCUGCAGAAUGGCGGUCGGAUACAGCGACGCUUUAAGUAUUACAUAGCUCCAGAAGGGGAGCAGGCCAGACCUAUCACUGGAUAUUACGCAGAGAUGCUGAAGAAACAGCCCUCCCGAGCCCCAACAGUCUCGAACGAUACCUCGAACCACACAGCUCCUCCAGUCGCGCCUAUACCUACAGAUCCUCCCAAAUCACAGAGGGAGAUCACACUUGAACGAGCUCGUACAGUAUUUGGCUCAAAACCUGGUGUCAGGGAACGGAGGAUAGAGAUUGAUGCAGCGUCAACGGAAGUCGCAGGUAUCCGAGUACCGCCAAAGCCCACAGAACCGGACAAUUGCUGCAUGUCUGGGUGCGUCAACUGCGUGUGGGACAUGUAUCGAGAUGAGAUGGAAGAGUGGGCAGAGCAGAGCGCAAAAGCAAGGGCUGUCAUACAAGCUAGGAGAGAAGCAUCAGCGGGUAGUGGGGCCAUGGUGGCAGGACAGAAAGACCCAAUUCAUGUUGCUGUCAGCAUGGAUGACGAUGGUGGAGGCAGCGACACAAAUUGGACCGGAAGUGCUGGUGAAGGGAGUCUGUUCGACGAUAUACCCGUGGGUAUUAGAGAGUUCAUGAAGACAGAGAAGAAGUUGAAGCAGCGGCACAAGGCGGAGGAGAUCCCAACCUGA
Boeremia exigua is the source of this 747-nucleotide messenger RNA. RefSeq names its product oxidoreductase-like protein. Gene Ontology annotation, cellular component: mitochondrion. The record is from RefSeq and is a predicted model, not a curated record. The transcript is spliced from 2 exons. The coding region runs from base 1 to 747 and encodes 248 amino acids. Lineage: Eukaryota; Fungi; Ascomycota; Dothideomycetes; Pleosporales; Didymellaceae.